This is a messenger RNA of Juglans regia (Persian walnut), 598 nucleotides long. RefSeq names its product putative phytosulfokines 6. The transcript has 3 exons. Gene Ontology annotation, cellular component: extracellular region. Gene Ontology annotation, biological process: cell population proliferation. The record is from RefSeq and is a predicted model, not a curated record. Bases 80 to 355 code for a protein of 91 amino acids. Gene Ontology annotation, molecular function: growth factor activity. Lineage: Eukaryota; Viridiplantae; Streptophyta; Magnoliopsida; Fagales; Juglandaceae.
UCUUAUUUAUAGCUCUGAUUAUCACCAUCCUUCCACACGACUUAUGUACUAGUACUGAUCGAUCAACAACACUAGUACUAUGAAGCCACAAGAUUUUCGUGUCUCCUUCAUCUUUGUUCUUCUUCUUUGCACUUCUCUAACAUCUUCUCGUCUCCUAACACCAAAACGAGGUGAAAAGGGGUUGAAGGUUGAAGGGAUUAGUACUAAUGCUGCUGGGUCAUUAAUAGAUUUGGAAGAUAUUUCCAACCUGAUGGGAUUAGAGGAGUGCGAUGACAAAGAUGAUGAAUGUUUGCAUAGAAGGAUGAUUGCAGAGGCUCACUUGGAUUAUAUUUACACCCAGCACCGUAAGCCGUAAUUACAACCCAUGCAUUAAUUAAGUUAUACAGUACGCACUUGAUCAUGAUGAUGAUCAGCUCCUCCAAAUUAAAGAAGUUUUAAUUUAGAUAAGAAAUCCCCAUAUAUGUAACUAUUUACAUCCAAGUACUUGGUUUGUAUUUGAUUGUGUGCUUCUAAACGUUUAUAUUAUAUAAUAUGCUUUUAUGAUUAGCAGGUAAUUAAUUAGACUUAUAUUAAUAAAUAAACUUAUGUUUGCCAUUAA